AUCAAAGAGUGUUUUGAUGUUUGUUUUUGCGGGCAUUAUUACCGUCUGCUUGUUUCUCUACGAACACUUGUUAAAACGGACCUGUUUCCUUUACCCACAAUGCUUGUCGUGUCCUCCGUCCUUCCGACUUCCGCCGCAGCAGUCUGCAGUUAUGGCCCCAACCAAGAAAGGUGAAAAGAAGAAGGGACGUUCGGCCAUCAACGAGGUGGUGACCAGAGAGUACACCAUCAACGUCCACAAGCGUAUCCAUGGAGUGGGUUUCAAAAAGAGGGCUCCACGUGCCAUCAAAGAAAUCCGCAAGUUUGCGGUGAAAGAGAUGGGUACCCCUGAUGUGCGUAUUGACACUCGCCUCAACAAGGCAGUGUGGAGCAAGGGGGUCAGGAACGUUCCAUACAGAAUACGCGUUCGACUGUCCAGGAAACGCAACGAAGAUGAGGAUUCCCCCAACAAACUCUACACCCUGGUUACAUAUGUACCAGUCACAACAUGCAAAGGUCUGCAGACCAGACAUUAUUACAAGUACCAAGAGCUAAACCGAGGCUCAGAGGGGAUCACGCCUUUUCUGUUGCUGGUCACUCUCUCUGGAAUGACCUCCCACUGAACAUUCGGCAAGCCU
Molecule: messenger RNA, 616 nt
Organism: Hippocampus zosterae (dwarf seahorse)
Lineage: Eukaryota; Metazoa; Chordata; Actinopteri; Syngnathiformes; Syngnathidae
Gene: rpl31
Product: ribosomal protein L31
Exons: 5
Coding region: 17-601 (194 amino acids)
Biological process (GO): cytoplasmic translation
Cellular component (GO): cytosolic large ribosomal subunit; ribosome
Molecular function (GO): structural constituent of ribosome
Source: RefSeq, a predicted model, not a curated record